Messenger RNA from Dufourea novaeangliae, 1330 nucleotides. It is a transcript of the gene Cdk9, whose product is annotated as cyclin-dependent kinase 9. Gene Ontology annotation, cellular component: nucleus. Gene Ontology annotation, biological process: protein phosphorylation. Gene Ontology annotation, molecular function: cyclin-dependent protein serine/threonine kinase activity; ATP binding. The transcript has 7 exons. The record is from RefSeq and is a predicted model, not a curated record. Bases 1 to 1149 code for a protein of 382 amino acids. NCBI's taxonomy places the organism in Eukaryota, Metazoa, Arthropoda, Insecta, Hymenoptera, Halictidae.
AUGAACACGAAGGAAAAAGAGAAGUACAUCGAGGAAUUCGAUUUUCCCCACUGUGAUGAAUCCUCGAAAUAUGAGAAGGUCGCGAAAAUCGGCCAGGGCACCUUCGGGGAGGUGUUCAAAGCUAGAGAUAAAAAUUGCACUAAAAAAUUCGUGGCUAUGAAGAAAGUAUUAAUGGACAAUGAAAAGGAAGGGUUUCCUAUAACUGCUUUAAGAGAAAUAAGGAUAUUACAAUUGCUAAAACAUGAAAAUGUAGUGAAUCUGAUAGAAAUAUGUAGAACAAGAGCAACACAAUAUAAUCGUUAUCGUUCUACAUUCUAUCUUGUGUUCGACUUCUGUGAACAUGAUUUAGCUGGUUUAUUGUCCAAUGUCAAUGUCAAAUUUAGUUUAGGGGAAAUAAAGAAAGUUAUGCAACAGUUGUUAAAUGGUCUCUAUUAUAUUCAUAGUAAUAAGAUUUUACACAGAGAUAUGAAGGCUGCAAAUGUUUUGAUAACUAAAAAUGGUAUAUUAAAAUUAGCUGACUUUGGGUUAGCUCGUGCAUUUAGCGCUAACAAAAAUGGCCAACCAAAUCGUUACACAAAUAGAGUUGUUACACUCUGGUACAGACCGCCGGAACUUUUGCUUGGUGACAGAAAUUAUGGUCCUCCUGUAGAUUUAUGGGGUGCAGGAUGCAUAAUGGCUGAAAUGUGGACCAGAUCACCCAUAAUGCAAGGAAAUACAGAGCAACAACAACUCAUAUUAAUUUCACAAUUAUGUGGUUCCAUAACAACAGAAGUUUGGCCUGGAGUAGAAAAUUUAGAGCUAUUUAAUAAAAUGGAUUUACCUAAAGGUCAAAAGCGAAAGGUUAAAGACAGAUUGAAACCAUAUCUAAAGGAUCCUUAUGCGUGUGACUUGUUAGAUAAACUAUUAAUCCUCGAUCCGUCUAAAAGAUACGAUUCGGAUUCUGCGUUGAACCACGACUUCUUUUGGACUGAUCCGAUGCCUUGUGAUCUCAGUAAAAUGUUGGCACAGCAUACGCAGAGUAUGUUUGAGUACUUAGCUCCACCAAGACGACCCGGCCAUAUACGUCACCCGCAACACCAAGUACCUGGAGGGCCAACGAAAUCUACUUCUAGUACGGCCGAUAGUGGUUACCAAGAUCGUGUAUUUUAGCACAUUCUGUUCGGAUGAAUGUAGACUGCCCAAUAACUGUCCAUUUUUUUCAUCUCUCAUAAUUUUAAUGAGUUGUGUAAUAUUCGACUUCAACUACACCCAUAAUGAUCAAGUUUUGUGUUUCAUCUGAAUGUUUGAUUUGUACAAACCAUGGAAGCAAAAUGUAAGAUUUUCUUAUACA